UCAGAGUCACGUCAAAAUUAUGUCAACUCAUACUAAACAUUACUGUUAAUCGUUUUUGGGUACAAAAUAAAACAAAAUUGCAGACACUUAUCUAUAUUAAACCAGCAUUAGCAUCAGAGAAGAUAGUUGCAUAUUGUUUUCGUUAAAUCAGAUUGAAUUGCACAAUAUUUUUUAACAACUGCUGAAUUGAAAACAUGGCUCACAUGCCUUACAAAAUGAGUUAUAACUUCGAAGGCGAAUGUCGAAGAAGGCCUGAGCAAAAUCUUUCAGGUGCAAGUAAAAAUGAGAGUCGAGAUACUCUACUACAAAGAGCACAUCAAGAAAGACAAAAAAGACAGGAACAACGUUUGAAGUUGAAAAGUACCCUCAUUCUUCAGUCUUAUAUUAGGAGUUAUUUAGUACGUAAACAUAAAAAACAGGAAGAAAGAAUAAAUUUUCAUCAGAGUGAAAGUGUUCUGAAUAUCAAACCUUUAUUGGGGAGGCUAUUAUUCUUCUACAAUUCUAAAAUUGAUAGUGACUGUUUGGUCAAAGCAUGCCAGAUAUUGCUAGAUCAACAUUUACAAUUAGUACAACAAAUGGAUGCUGAUAAUUCAUUAAAUUGGUCAAUAAAAAGGACAUUGGCUUUAUGUAUAAAAGAAAUGGAUGAUAACCCAUUAACAGAUCUAUUUUUACAUUUUAUAGAUACCUAUACUGCAAAUACAAAUUCUGUAUCAAAGAUUGACAUAUGGCCUUACUUAAUUAGUAAAGGUUACUUUACUAAACUAAGAUAUCUGUUGGAAUGCAGAACAGAGCAAUUAGAAAUUAUUUUGAAGCUAAUUCAUCGACCACUCCUAUAUGUAAAUUCUCUACCAUCUCAAAAACAAUCAGAAGACAUUUGGUCUAUGUUUUGUAACAGUUUCUUAUCUGCCACAAUUACAACACAAAUAAAAGAUAUUCUUAUUCCAUAUUUGAAAAGUGUAAACUUUCCAUAUGAUGAUUUUGUUAAAUUUCUUUAUGGAAGUCAGCGCUGUAAUAUGGGAAAUGCACUACUUUAUUGCUUCUUAGUUCUUGAGUCUCCUGGUUUUGAGCCAACAAAGAAGAGUAUAAAGGUAUUGUCACUUCUUAGUGCAAACUUGCAUCAACUUGCACCUAAAGAAAAUUACAAUAUGGACUAUGAUAGUGAUGAAGAAGAUGAAAUUAUGGAGAUUUCAGAUGAACCAAUUACUUUGCAAGAUUACAUUCACCUUUUAAAUAAUUCAGACAGAGUGAGAAAGAUUUAUACGUAUUUUGAAGACCAUGUAAAUGAUGAGGAAGUAAUACUUUCUCUGACAAACUUGUCGCAAGAUCUUCUGCUAUUUUGUAAAGAUGCUAUUAAGAAAUUUGCUCUUGUUUUUAUGUUGGCCUUGAAAGGUACAUUUUUAAACAUACUGUGGCAAUGGAUUAAGACAAAUCAGUCAGCAGUUUAUCAGUCAAGCAAUGGACUUUUAGAUUUCUGGAAAGACAUACAUACUGCAAUAUCUGUAUUUUGUAGCAUGUUUAUUGUAUAUACAGAUACAUUACUAGAUACUGAAACAUCAGAUACAUGUGGUAUUUUUAAUUCAUCAGACUUAUGUUGUAUGUCAGAGAUGCUCAAAAAUAUGUCAAUUACAUUAAUUGAAAUGGCAUAUCCAUUAUGUAGAACUACAGGAAACAUAUCACCAGCAAUUCUUCAUCUCUAUAAUACAUGUUUAAGCUCAGNUAAACAUGAUUUUUAUAUUACAGAAGAAAAUCAACCACCGUUGUUAACAAUUGAACAGCGAUCUUUAGCAUUUUUACAAACACUACCAUUUCUGGUAGAAUUUAACAACAGAGUUUUGCUUUUGAAUUAUCUCUGUUUAAAUAAUUUACGGGAGGAUAUGAGAUUACAACGUGAAUUUUUAUCAGAAACCCCAAUUGUCAUAAGGCGGGCCUAUUUGUACGAAGAUGCCUUUGAAAAACUAUCAAGAGAAAACGAAUCAGAUUUAAGACACAAGAUAAGAAUCCAAUUCAUCAAUAAUGUAGGACUUGAAGAAGCUGGAAUAGAUGGUGGUGGAAUUUUUAAAGAGUUCAUUAACGAAGUUUUAAAAACCGCAUUUGAUCCAAAUCGAGGAUUCUUCCUACUAACAAAUGACAAUACGUUGUAUCCAAAUCCAAAUGUUCAUUUAAUUGUUGAAAACUUCGAAGAACAUUACUAUUUCAUAGGGAGGCUUGUGGGAAAAGCAAUUUUUGAAAAUAUUUUGGUGGAUUUACCGUUGGCCGAAUUCUUUCUAGCGAAAAUUUUGGUCGACAAAGCGAGUGCUCAUUAUUUAAAAUCAUUGGAUCUUGUGCUCUAUAGGAAUUUACUAUAUUUAAAAGAUUUUACGGGAGACGUUCAAGAUCUUGGUUUAGAUUUCACUACUAUAAAUAGCGAUUUAGGGGAAACCAAGAUGAUAGAACUUAAGCCUAACGGUCGAAACAUUCCAGUAACUAAUUACAACAGAUUAGAAUACAUCCAUAGACUUGCUGAUUAUAAACUUAAUACUCAAAUUAAAAAACAAUGUGCCGCAUUCCGAGCAGGAUUAAACAGUGUUGUUCCCUUGUUAUGGUUGAGAUUAUUUGACCAUUAUGAACUUCAAACUAUUAUUAGUGGAAAUAAUCAAGAAAUUGACGUAAAUGAUCUCAGGACUCACACUUCUUAUGGAGGUGAAUUUACUAAAGAUCAUCCAACAAUUGUUAUGUUUUGGAGAAUUCUACACAACUUCUCUGAUACACAAAAAAGACAAUUAUUGAAAUUUGUAACAAGCUGCUCAAGACCACCACUACUUGGUUUUAAAGAACUAAAUCCACAAUUUUGUAUUCAGUCCUCUGAAGAAGAUCGAAUGCCAACUGCUAGUACAUGUUUAAAUCUUUUGAAACUUCCAAUUAUUAGAGAUGAAGAAACUUUAACUGCAAAAGUUUUAGCAGCUAUUGAACAACAGGCUGGUUUUGAAUUAUCUUAAUUUAUUAUGUUUUUCAAUUUUGUUGACUAUAACUUCUCAUUUUACUGUUUUAUUCA
This is a messenger RNA of Agrilus planipennis (emerald ash borer), 3031 nucleotides long. RefSeq names its product ubiquitin-protein ligase E3C. Gene Ontology annotation, molecular function: protein binding; ubiquitin protein ligase activity. Gene Ontology annotation, biological process: protein polyubiquitination; ubiquitin-dependent protein catabolic process. Bases 195 to 2975 code for a protein of 926 amino acids. The transcript is spliced from 15 exons. The record is from RefSeq and is a predicted model, not a curated record. Lineage: Eukaryota; Metazoa; Arthropoda; Insecta; Coleoptera; Buprestidae.